Messenger RNA from Cylicocyclus nassatus, 1269 nucleotides. Lineage: Eukaryota; Metazoa; Nematoda; Chromadorea; Rhabditida; Strongylidae. The record is from the annotation of a GenBank genome assembly.
AUGUGGGCUAAGGAUAAUAAUUUUGAAACAACACUCACUACGGCGGUCUGGCAUGUUCAUAUACUUGUUACCACUGAGUGCGGUUCGUUCAUGUUCAGAAGACGAAGAUCUCGACGAGAGACGAGACGAAGGAAGCCAUCAGAAGAUACUCUCACAGCGACUGCUUCCACCGUUGCCGAAGAGGGUACAGCACGACAAAAAAGUGCUAGGGCACGUCGGCGACGAUCUAGAAAGACUACGUUAGAUUCUACCGAGGAAAAAUCAAAAAGAAAAACUCGUUCUGCGGAGACUACCAUAGACGUUACGCAACAAGAGCGAAGGAAAAAAGCGCAGGCAGUUCAUCCAGAAGUCGAAAAAGCUGUAUCAAAUUUCAUAAAAUACACGACAGAAACAGCCGGGAUAGAUGGUCUACGAAAAGAAUGUCGUGCCGUACUCGAUUUCAAACCACAACCAGGAACAUAUGAAAAGUUCAAAGCUUGUCCUCAACUCAAUCGAUAUCCAGCUGUUCCAUGCCUCGACGCCACUCGUGUAGUGCUGCAACCUUCAGAAGAUAGCACAAAUGAUUAUAUUCACGCUAAUAAAGUCAAGUUAGAAAAGGCAGAACGUGAAUUUAUACUAACGCAGGGUCCAAAAAGCAACACGAUAGAAGAUUUUUGGAAAAUGAUUUUCCAGGCUAUCAUGCUCUGCAAUUUUUACGAAGAAGGGACGCAGUCAUGUGAAGAGUUUUGGCCGACAGAUUCUGGAGCUUAUAAGUACUAUGGAAAAAUGUUUGUCAACAACAAAAGGAUUGAUCAUAUGGACCAGUACGAUGUGUAUACACUUGAAGUUUUGCCCGAUGGAUGCUCAAACUCGAUACUUACUAGACUUGCGCAUUGCACGACUUGGCCUGAAAAGGCCGUACCCACUAGUGGUCGAAUGGUGCUCCGUUUGAUCAGAUGGACGCAGCAAUUGGAACCAGGAUCAGUGACUCUAUUGUGUAGCGCUGGAGUUGGCCGAACAGGGACAUUUGUAGCAAUCGAUGCUGUUUGCACUAGGCUUUUCAAAGGAUAUGAAGGAAAGGUUAAGGACAUCGUGAUGGAUAUAAGACGACAACGUGCACUAAGUAUACACAAUGAAUUACAGUACUUCUUCGUUUAUUCUACCGUACUCGAUUACAUAAGGGCGAAAUUGCCCAAGUAUCAUUCGAAAGUGUCGAAGUUUUACGCUGAAUUAAGCAAAGUGUGAAAUCUCUCUCAGAAGUUAAAUAUUGAAAGUCUACUAAAUACGAGC